Molecule: messenger RNA, 1656 nt
Organism: Diaporthe amygdali
Lineage: Eukaryota; Fungi; Ascomycota; Sordariomycetes; Diaporthales; Diaporthaceae
Product: u4 tri-snrnp-associated protein
Exons: 1
Coding region: 1-1656 (551 amino acids)
Biological process (GO): spliceosomal complex assembly; mRNA processing; protein deubiquitination
Molecular function (GO): zinc ion binding; cysteine-type deubiquitinase activity
Source: RefSeq, a predicted model, not a curated record
AUGUCGAAGCGAUUGGCAUCGGAAGCUCUCGAAGAAGCUUUGAACGCAGACUCCCCUGCAUCGAAAAGGUCGAGAAUUGGCGAGCCAAGUGAAAGUCCCAGCGCGCACGAGAACGGCGACCUGGAGCGCGAGGCAGAGGAUGAGACCACACCAAGAAAGAAUGGCAACGCAAACGGACACGGAGUAGACUCAGACUCCGACUUUGACGACGAUGUGCCUGAAGAGAAAGCACCGAUCAGACAAUCGGCGCCCACAGCCGGCUACGAUGACCUGUACCUCGACACGAUCGACCGGAAUGUGCUAGAUUUCGACUUCGAGAAGCUCUGCUCAGUAUCACUUUCCAACAUCAACGUAUACGCGUGCCUAGUUUGCGGCAAGUACUUUCAAGGCCGGGGCCCAAAAUCACACGCCUACUUCCACUCGUUGGAUGAAAACCACCAUGUCUACAUCAACAUGGCAACUCAGAAAGUAUACGUGUUACCGGAAGGUUACGAGGUUACGAGCAAGAGUCUGGAGGAUAUCAAGUACGUGUCGGAUCCGAGGUACACAAAACAAGAGGUUAUGGAGAUAGAUCGCCGGCCACGCACCAGUCUCACAAUCUUGGGCAAGGACUACACACCAGGCUACGUAGGGAUGAACAACAUCAAGGAGAACGACUACCUGAAUGUGGUGGUGCAGGCACUUUCGCACGUUCCACCACUGCGAAACUUCUUCCUGUUGGAGGACUUUGCGAGCUCCCGGUCGGAGCUGGUGAAGAGGACGAGCAUUUUGUUCAGGAAGAUCUGGAACCCGCGCGCGUUCAAGUCGCACGUGUCGCCACACGAGCUGCUACAGGAGAUUUCAUUACGGUCGAACAAGCGAUAUACCCUGACAGCGCAGAGUGACCCUGUCGAGUUCUUGAGCUGGUUCCUGAACAACCUUCACCUCGGCCUAGGAGGAAGCAAGACCAAGCCGGGAAGCAGUAUGAUCCAGCGAGUAUUCCAAGGAAAGCUCAAAGUCGAGUCGCAAGCAAUCACGGCGAAAGCGGACGUGGGCGACCGCCUGCGGUUCGAGGAGGCGGCAGAAGUAAAGGUGGAUGUCAGCCGAUUCCUCCUCCUGACGCUGGACCUCCCUCCCGCACCACUGUUCCAAGACGAACAGGAGCGCAACAUCAUUCCCCAGGUGCCGCUCACAAAGAUCCUUUCCAAGUACGACGGCCACUCAGCACAAGAGCACCUGGCACACAGGCGACGCUACAGGUUGAUGCACCCCUUGCCGCCUUACCUAGUCAUGCACGUCAAGCGCUUCAGCCAGAACAAGUUCGUCAGCGAGCGCAACCCGACGAUCGUGACGUUCGACUCGCGCGACCUGGACGUGAGCCCGUACGUGGAGCCGGACCCGUCAAUACACCCCGGGCGCGGGCCGAUCUACUACGACUUGGUGGCGAACGUCGUCCACGAGGCGGUGCGGCUGCGCGAGGACGUGGCGGACACGGGCGAGGAGCGCAAGACGUGGAAGGUGCAGUUGCUGGACAAGGCGAGGGGAGAGUGGGUGGUCUGCCAGGACUUGUUCGUGGACAAGAUCCAGAAGGAGCUGCUGUGUAUGGGAGAGAGCUACUUGCAGGUCUGGGAGCGAAGGAGAGAGCCUGGCCAGGGGAAGGGCAAAGGAAGGGCCUGA